Messenger RNA from Mya arenaria, 1056 nucleotides. Its product is annotated as gamma-aminobutyric acid type B receptor subunit 1-like. Gene Ontology annotation, biological process: G protein-coupled receptor signaling pathway; gamma-aminobutyric acid signaling pathway. Bases 1 to 1056 code for a protein of 351 amino acids. Lineage: Eukaryota; Metazoa; Mollusca; Bivalvia; Myida; Myidae. The record is from RefSeq and is a predicted model, not a curated record. Gene Ontology annotation, cellular component: membrane; G protein-coupled receptor heterodimeric complex. Gene Ontology annotation, molecular function: G protein-coupled GABA receptor activity. The transcript has 7 exons.
AUGAACAGUUGCUAUGGGAACGAGGCUAACACUACAUUGCGGUUACUCGGGUUGCUGCCAAUGAGCGGUCAAGGAUGGGUCGGGGGUGGGGCGGUGCUUCUUCCGGUCAAGAUGGCGCUCCGUGACAUCAACAAUGAUCCUCGGAUCUUACCCGGAUACAAUCUAACGUACACUUACAUAGACUCGAUGUGCAGCGAGGGUGUAUCCGUGUAUCGGAUGUUGCGGGAGCUUCAAGCGGGUCUGCCAUAUCAUAUGGUGCUCGGAGAUGGCUGCUCAACGUGCUCCGCGGCCACCGCACAAGUUUCAUAUCUCUGGAACCUUACUCAGUUAUCAUACGGCUCCUCCUCGCCCAUCCUAUCGGACCGGAAACGGUUCCCCAAGUUCUUUCGGAUAGCGACCCCGGACCAGAUGGUGAACGAGGCGAGGAUCCAACUGAUGCGGGAAUUUAAUUGGAAGAAGGUCGCCACAAUCCAUCAAGCGCUUGAGUUCUUCUCCGUGGUCACGGACGACUUCUUUCAUAGAGCUUCGGACCUGAAUGCCACCAUAAUUACCCAAGAGAUUUUUGUGCACGAUCCCAAGUCUAGGGUCGAGAACCUGAAGAAACGUGAUGCCAGGAUUAUCAUGACAGCGAUGUAUGAGGACAGAGCGAGAGCAGUGCUGUGUGCCGCAUACAAGGUAGGUUUGUACGGCGCCAAGAUCGUGUGGGUGUUUGCGGGCUGGUUCUCCAGUAGUUUCUGGCUGGUGAAACAGAAUGACAUUGACUGUACUCCGGAGCAAAUGGCCUUAGUUGCAGACGGUGCCUUCUUAACUUCAGCCGUUAAUUAUAACCCCAGAGAAGAGAGGGGUAUUCACGAAAUGACCGUUUCAGAAUUCUUGGACCGCUACUACAACGACCCAGGCUAUAAUACAGACCUUGAUAUGUACAAAAGUGUUGUCGGCCAGUCGUACGACCACAUCUGGAUUGCCGCCUUAUCACUCAACUGCACCGAGACUGAAUUAACGCGUAGAGGUAAUAGAGCAAUGUUGAGCAGGACAAGAAGGACACGACAUAAUUAG